Gongylonema pulchrum is the source of this 291-nucleotide messenger RNA. Lineage: Eukaryota; Metazoa; Nematoda; Chromadorea; Rhabditida; Gongylonematidae. The record is from the annotation of a GenBank genome assembly.
AUGAUGUUUUAUAGAUGUAAAACAGAUGUUGCGAAAUCUAGCGUGGAUUCGAAAUCAUCAGCCAUCAGCACCGAAGAUAUUCACAGGUUAACGGGAAAAAUUGCAACACUGGAAAACGAAAAAUUCGUCUUUGCAACGCAGCUAAAAUUAGCAAGGAACAAGUUGGAAAAUUUAGAACUACUUGAAGCGCAGAAGAAAAUUUUGGAAGAUCGUGUUGUAAUUUUGAACGAUAUGAAUGACUGUUUAGUGGUAAGGUUUUUCUUUUUUUUAUUUUCUUUUUUUUUUCAGUGA